GAGGCGGAAGUGUGCGGCGGGCUGCCAUGUAACUUCCGGAGAGGAGCGGGAGGAGGAGGAGGCGCCGCCGCGCGGGGAGCCGGGCCGUGUCCGUCUGUUUGUCUGUCUGUCCGUGGAGCUCCGCCAGGGCUGCUGGGGCAUCCGCCCGCCCCUGUGUCAGGCGCUGUCUGUCCGCCCCUGUGUCAGGCGCUGUCUGUCCGUGCUGGGGCUCAGGCUCGGGUCUGUCUGUCUGUCCUGGGGCUCAGGCUCUCCCUGCCCAGGCUCUGGUCGGUCUGUCUGUCCUGGGGCUCAGGCUCUGGUCCGUCUGUCUGUCCUGGGGCUCAGGCUCUGGUCGGUCUGACUCUCCUGGGGCUCAGGCUCGGGUCUGUCUGUCUGUCCCUGUGUCAGGCUCGGGUCUGUCUGUGUGUCCUGGGGCUCGGGUCGGUCGGUCUGUGUGUCCUGGGGCUCAGUCUGUCCGUGUGUCUUGGGUGCUGGUUGGUGCAGGGCUGACCAGUGCCUGGGCCCCCCGAGGCUGGGAGAGGAGGCAGCAUGUCCGUGGCUGGGCUGAAGAAGCAGUUCUACAAAGCGAGCCAGCUGGUCAGCGAGAAGGUUGGUGGAGCUGAAGGGACCAAGCUUGAUGAUGACUUCAAAGAAAUGGAAAAGAAAGUGGACGUUACCAGCAAGGCGGUCACAGAAGUAUUAACCAGAACUACCGAAUACCUGCAACCCAACCCAGCUUCCAGAGCCAAGCUAACGAUGCUCAACACCAUGUCGAAGAUCCGCGGGCAGGUGAAAAACCCCGGCUAUCCACAGUCGGAAGGGCUCCUGGGGGAGAGCAUGAUCCGGUAUGGAAAGGAGCUGGGCGACGAAUCCAAUUUCGGUGAUGCACUUCUUGAUGCUGGUGAAGCUAUGAAACGAUUGGCUGAAGUGAAAGACUCGCUGGAUAUUGAAGUCAAACAGAACUUUAUCGAUCCUCUCCAGAACCUGUGCGACAAAGACCUGAAAGAGAUCCAGCAUCAUCUUAAGAAGCUGGAGGGCAGGCGCCUGGACUUUGACUACAAGAAAAAACGUCAGGGGAAGAUCCCAGACGAGGAGCUCCGCCAGGCCCUGGAGAAAUUUGAAGAGUCCAAGGAAAUAGCUGAGACUAGUAUGCACAACCUUCUGGAGACUGACAUUGAGCAAGUGAGCCAACUCUCAGCCCUGGUGGAUGCCCAGGUAGAUUACCACAGACAAGCUGUGCAGAUCCUGGAUGAGCUCGCGGAGAAACUCAAACGCAGAAUGAAGGAGGCCUCUUCGCGCCCCAAGCGGGAGUACAAACCGAAACCCAGAGAGACGUACGAUUUUGGAGACGCCGACCAAUCCAACGGAGGCUUUUCUUGCAACCCCACCCCCAAAGUCUCAGCAGCUUCCUCCUCUUUUCGAUCCGACAAGCCAUCCCGGACCCCCAGCAGGAGUAUUUCUCACCUGGACCAGCCCUGCUGCAAGGCGCUCUAUGACUUUGAACCUGAAAACGACGGCGAGCUGGGCUUUAGGGAGGGUGACAUCAUCACGCUGACCAAUCAGAUUGACGAAAACUGGUACGAGGGCAUGAUCAAUGGCCAGUCCGGGUUCUUCCCGCUCAACUACGUGGAAGUGCUGGUCCCGCUACCUCAGUGAAACUGCAUCUCCCCCCCCCCCAUCGCACCCCCCCGGCCCUUCCCCUUCCUCCUCCCCCACCAGAUACAAACUCACGGCGGGGCGAGCCCUGCUCUUCUCCUGCAUUCCAUUUUGUAACUCAACACUAGGCUGCUUCUGCGGGGCGGGGCUGUGAGAGCGGGACGGUGUUCGCUCUGCACGGGCGCUGGAUCGGGGUAAGGGCAGCAGCGGGGAACAAGCCCCAAGGGCUGGGCAGCCCCCGUCAAGUUCUUCCUUCUGGGCCUUGAACUAGGUACUUUCAACCCCACCAGGCUCCUCCCACUUUGUACAAUAAGCCAAAUCGAGCAUC
Mauremys reevesii (Reeves's turtle) is the source of this 1963-nucleotide messenger RNA. RefSeq names its product SH3 domain containing GRB2 like 1, endophilin A2 (gene SH3GL1). Gene Ontology annotation, molecular function: protein binding. Lineage: Eukaryota; Metazoa; Chordata; Testudines; Geoemydidae. Gene Ontology annotation, biological process: synaptic vesicle uncoating. Gene Ontology annotation, cellular component: presynapse; cytoplasm; glutamatergic synapse. The transcript has 10 exons. The coding region runs from base 529 to 1635 and encodes 368 amino acids. The record is from RefSeq and is a predicted model, not a curated record.